Chlorella variabilis is the source of this 963-nucleotide messenger RNA. RefSeq lists its product as hypothetical. NCBI's taxonomy places the organism in Eukaryota, Viridiplantae, Chlorophyta, Trebouxiophyceae, Chlorellales, Chlorellaceae. The record is from RefSeq and is a predicted model, not a curated record. The transcript has a single exon. The coding region runs from base 1 to 963 and encodes 320 amino acids.
AUGCUUCCUUUCCAUUGUGCGCCGCUCCUGAACAACAGCGAGCGCGUUGUCUUGGUUGACUUGCCGCAGCAUUGGAAUCUAGGCGACAGCUUCCUCUGGUUGGGCGAGCUCAACAUGAUGGGCGCGCUGGGCCUGCAGCAGCCGCCAGCCACGCCCGUCUGUACGAUUAACUCUUGCAACCUGGAUUUGUUGGGCGCGGCGGUGGGCAGCGGCACCAUCCUGCUCCACGGCGGCGGCAACUUUGGCGACCUCUACCCUGCCCACAACCAGCUGCGCAGCACCAUCGUGCGGCGCUUCCCCAACAACACCAUCGUGCUGAUGCCGCAGAGCGUGGUGUACAGGGAUGAGCGCCUGGCGGCGGCAGACGCCGCCGUGUUUGCCUCCCACCGCUCGCUCACCCUGCUGGCACGGACGGCCGAGUCGCUGGAGAAGCUGGGCACGCACUUCAAUGCCACGCCGCGGGCCCUCUCCCCCGACGCCGCCUUCAUGCUGGGCCCAGUGCUGCCCGACUGCGAGCCCACGGUCGACAUUGCCUUCUUGCUGCGCUCCGACAUCGAGCGGCGGAUGGAGGAGCACAACAAAACCGACGCGGUGCUUCAGUCGCUGCAGGCGCGCAACGUGACUUACACUGUCGACGACUGGCUUGGCUGGCAGCAGUACGCCCACGUGACCCACGAGACGCUCGACCAGGCGCUCGCCUCGCUGAAGCUGCACGUCGCCAACCGCAUACUGUGCCGCGGGCGCGUGGUGGUGUCCGACCGCAUGCACGCCAUGAUUUUGGCCUUGCUCAUGGGCAGGCCCUUUGUGGGGUUUGACAACAACAAUCGCAAGCUGUCGUCGUACCGUGCCACGCAUCUGGACCCGCAGCCGUUGUGCCGACCCGAGCACACGCGCUCCUUCUUGACGAGCGGCAUCGAGGAGGCGGUGGCCAAGGCGCUCCAGCUGCUAGAUGCCGGCGUUUGA